Molecule: messenger RNA, 804 nt
Organism: Emiliania huxleyi CCMP1516
Lineage: Eukaryota; Haptophyta; Isochrysidales; Noelaerhabdaceae
Exons: 6
Biological process (GO): endosome to lysosome transport; endosomal transport; regulation of autophagosome maturation
Cellular component (GO): endolysosome membrane; late endosome
Source: RefSeq, a predicted model, not a curated record
AUGCCUUUCUGGUCGACGAUCGUGCCGCCACCAAAGUUCUCUCUCGCCAACAUGAGCAGGCUCCACCAGCACCUCCACGACACGGUUGUGGUCACCGAGCGCAACCGCGCUGCGGUCGUCGACAACCUGCGCACGAUCGCGGAGCUUGUGCUGUGGGGUGACCAGAACGACCCGGUGCUCUUCGACUUCUUUCUCGAGAAGAACAUGCUCGGCAUCUUCUGGCGGCUUCUCGAGCAGCGCGAGACGCCCGUCUCUGUCAAGGUGCAGAUGCUGCAGACGCUGUCGAUUCUCAUCUCAAACAUUGAGGCGGGGCCCUCCAUCUACUACAUCCUCUCCAACGACCACAUCAACGAGCUGAUCCGCCACCCGUUCGACUUUUCCCACGAGGAGCUGCUCGCCCACUACAUCUCCCUCCUCAAGGCCAUCGCUCUGCGGCUCGACGAGCACACCGUCCAGUGCCGCCACCUCCAGCGCCUGCGGCGACGGGGCGGGAUCGAGCGGAUGGUGAGGACGGCGGUGCGGACGAUCGUGCUCUCGGUCUGCAAGGUGGCAGAGGCGGCGGUGCAGGAGUACGUGUGUGGGAGCGGCACGCUGCCGCAGGUGCUCGUGGCGGCGCUGCUCGCCGAGCACGAGCGUGCGAGCGCCUCGGUCGAGGCGGUGGAGGAGAGCCUGGGCAGGCUGCUCGACGAGGCGCGCCCCGCCGUCCUCUCGCACGCGCCGCUGCUCGACGCGCUCGCCACCCUCUUCCUCCACCCCGCGCUCCGCCUCGACGCCGUCUCCACGCCGCGAAAUGCCCCGUGGCAG